AUGGCCGUUAAGAGAUUGCAUGGCUGGCAGUCGCUGUUGUGGCUCAGUCUCUUGAGGCUUGUCGCCCUGCGGGGCAUGUCUGACCCUGGCUCCGGGCCACCGCCGCCCGCCUGGGAGCCCAUCCAGGAGGCGGUCGCCUCCCCUCCUGGGCCGCCGCCUGGCUGGCCCCCGCGGCCCCCUGGGCGCUACUGCGGGUGGUGCUCGGGGCGGCUGAGGCCCAACGAGUCGUUGGCCCUGGCCCUGAACGGCCAGCUCUGGGAGGUGUGCGAGCUGUGCUACCUCCUGGCGCUGGCGCGCCAGCACGCCUGGCGGGCCCAGCUGACGCCGGGCGAGCGCGCGGUGCUGCUGGAGCAGGCGCGCCACCUGACGGCCCUCCUGGCGGCGCUGGCUGGCCUGGCGGACGAAGGCGACGGGCCCGCGGUCGCGGCCGCGGCGGUGGCCGAGGCGCAGCUGCGGCGGGCCGCGGGCGUGGCCACGCGCAAGGGGGCGCGGGAGCCGCGGGAGGCCCGCCUGCCUCCGCGCCUGGAGGCGAUGCGCCAGGGGCGCCGCCCGGCGCCGUGGCUGGGGUCGGCGCGGCCCUGGUGGGGGCAUUGGCUGCGCUUCCCGCUCCAGGAGGGGGCGUCUGGUGGACGGGCCUUGGAUGGGUUCGCCAGUUUGCAGCACGGGGCCUUCACAGCGGGGACGGUGCUGGAGACGCCCACGCACGAUCCGACGGGCCAGGUGGACGGCACGGCGCUCUUCGAGGUCGUGGAGGCGGGCGUGCCGGGCCCAGACGGGGUCUACCUCUCCGUGAACUUCCGGGGCGCCUCGCUCCCGGCCCGCGCCCUGGAGCUGGACCUGAGCUUCCCCGCCCCAGGCGCCGGGCAGCCAGGGGUCCUGCACCUCUGCGCGGGCGGCGCCGCUGCCUGCAGGGCCCCGCGGCUGGUCGGGCGCGGCGAGCGGCGCGCCGACUGGCUUCGCCUGAGAUCGGCUCGGAGCCUGGUCGAGCCCUGGGUUCGGCCGGCCUUCCGACCGCCAGGCGGCGGUGGGCCCGGGGGCGGCGCCGCCGCUGCGCCCGCGCGGGGCCGCCUCGCGGGGGCUGCGGCUGGGUUCGCGGAGGCUGCGGCUGCUCUGGAGGCGGCCGGCUCGGCAGCUCGCCCGCUGGCGGUCCGCCGGCGCCGUCGCGAGCAGUCGCGAAGCGACAGCGAGGAGCGGGCUGGCGGUGACCAGCUGGAUUCUCGCGACGCCCCCUCCCGCGGCAACGCCAUUCAGGCGGUGGCCGACGGGCGCCCAUGCAUGCUGUGCGACGAAGCGAUUGCCCAGAUCGCGCGUGUCAUGGGCCUGCGGGAGGGGGCGGACGGGCAGAGGGUUCGCCCUCGCAUCAGGGGCUACCUCCAGGCCGUGGUGUUCGGCCACCACCCGAUUCACUCGGUCGGGGAGCGGACGGUGCGCGAGCUCCAGACGCUGGCGGCAGCGAUGGACCUCCUCGAGGACGGGUCGCUGGCGUCGGUCGCGAACACGCUGAUGCAGCGGUUCAAGGCGCUGGAGACGGCGCUGAACGACGGCAACUGGUACAUCGCCAACGAGCUGGAGGGCGGAGCCGCGGGCGCGGGGGCGACCCCGCUCGCCGCGGGUGGCCCUUCAUGGCGACGAGGCGUGGCGCUGCCCGCCCUGGAGGAGCUGCGGCGGCCGCGGGCCAGGCUGCCAGCGGGCUGGAGGAUCCCGCAGCCGCUCGCGAGGACGGCCCGCGGGGACAGCCCCCACCCUAGCGCCGCGGGGGCGCCGGGCCGCGCGGCGCUGCUGGGCGCCCCCGAAGUCCGCGCCUUCCGUCAGGACCAGCCAGCAGCGCAGGUCGGCGGAGAGGCCCCCCAGGGGCGCGGCGGCAGCCCGAAGGGCAAGGGCAGGCACCGCGGGCGCCGGGCGCCGAGACCGCCAACUGACUCGCUGGCAGCAGGCCAGGAGGCGGCGCGCGUGGAGGCAGUGUGGCCAGACGCUGGCGCCCCCCUGGCGGAGCUCUUCCGCAGGUGGCAGGAGAAGGCUGGGGCGGCUGCCGAGUCCUUCCGCCGGCCGCUAGAUGCGGGCCCGAUCCUCGAGGAGCUGGUGGACAGGUUUAUGCACAGCGGGCAUCGGCCAACUAGACGGGGGCGGCUGCAGCGUGACCUGCUGCCGCUACCCUGUCCUGAUCUCGAAGCUUCGGACUUCACCGUGGAGGAGAAGAUUGACCCAGGCGACCUGAGCUCGCUGCAGUCGCGCUUGAGGGUGAUCGUGAUGGCUAUGAACUGGGAGGCUGGCUACCGUCACCUGAAGUGGGCGGACGUCUGCGGGCCGGAGCCGAACGCAGCCCAGCGCUCGGCCCUCCUCGGGAUUGCGCGGCGCAUCUACUCGAGCGGUGCGCCCGAGCCCGCCAUGGCCGAGACCCUCGACUGGCCCGAGAAGCUGAAGGGCCGGGCCAUCGCGCACGACGGCUCGGAGAUCUCCACGCCGAGCAAGAUCACGCUGGAGCAGAUCGAGGGCGGCCUGCCGCCUGCGGGGGUAGCCGCCUCCAUCGAGGCCGCGGACCUCGCCACGGGCUUCGUGCGGGCGCCCUGCGCCGACCUCGACGCGCGUCUGGGCGACGGCGCACUCGAGUGGGAGCAGGUGGUGAAUGCCUUGUUUGCACGCGGGAUGGUUGGCCCGAUCGACGAGGACGAGAUCGCGACCAGAGACGGGGUCCCCUUGAUCAACGGGGCCUUCGGCGUGGCGAAGGUGCACGACGCGCCAGUCCGCUGCGGCGAUGGCGAGGAGCGGCCCGUCUUUCGGCUCAUCGUCAACCUGAUCCCCGCGAACGCGUGCCAGCGCACCAUCGCGGGGGACACCCCCGUCAUGCCGACGAUGGGGCAGUUGAACGGGCUGGCGCUGGCUCCAGGGGAGCAGCUGCGCUGGAGCGGGGCGGACCGCAAGGCGUUCUUCUACGUCUUCAGGGCGACCCCCGCCUGGUGGCCCCACAUGGCGCUGGGGCCGCCGGUGCCGCGGCGGCUGGUGGGCGGCAGCGGCGACGGGCUGGCCCGCGUCGCGCUGAGGGCCCAGGCAGACGGCAUCGCGAUGUGGUUCAUCUACAUCGACAGCCUCGAGAUCGCAGAGAUCGCGUCGAGUGAGGAGGCCGUCAAGCUGAAGGGGACCGUCCCCGAGCUGCUGAGCCGGGCGUCGGCCUGCUACGAGGAGGCUAAGUCUCCGGGAUCGCCGGGGAAGGAUGUCCACCGCGCCCAGCAGGUGUCCACGCUGGGGGAUCUCGUGGAUGGCGCGGCUGGCGUGCGGCGGCCGCCGCUGGGCUACGUCACGGAGCUCACGAGCCUGACGUGGUGGUUCCUAGCGAAGAAGCGCCCGAGCAGGCGCCUGGCGCAGAUCCUGCUGGGGCGCUGGGUUCGCGCGCAGUGCUACCGGAGGCCGCUCGCCGCCGCCUUCGUGAAUGCUUGGAAGUGGCUGGCGUCGGGCCGCUCGGGCGGGCUCGCCACUGUGGGCGUCGCCGAGGACCUGCUGAUGGCGGCCGCGCUCGCACCGCUCAGCGUGGCGGACAUGCGGCUGACCGUCGACCACCUCGCGACGGCGUCCGACGCCACAGAGGCCGCGGGGGCAAUCGUCUACUCCCAGGGGCUGUCGGACAUGGGCCGCGCCCUUGGGGCUAGAGGCCCGCGGGCGCUCAACCCCGCCUGCGAGGAGGGCGUCGCUCUGAUCUCGGUCUUCUCUGGGAUCGACGGGGCGCGCCGGGCCUUCGAGAUCCUGGGCCUGGUCCCCGCGGCGCACCUGUCCUUCGAGGUUGACGCCGAGGCUGUGCGGGUGGCUCGACGAGCGCACCCCAGCACCGUGCACCUGGGAGACGCCACGGCCGCAGACCCUGCGAAUCUGGCGCGCCUCCUGCGGGGCCACGGCCGCAUCACGAAGGUGCUCGUGAUCGGGGGCUUCCCGCGCCGGGGCUUCACGGUGCUGAACGUGGCCCGCGAGGGGAGCGCGGACCCGAGGUCGCAGUUGGUGGGCCACAUGUGGAGGCUCAUCGAGGGGCUGAGGCGCCAGCUGCCCGAGGCCACGGUGGACUUCCUCGGGGAGAACGUGGCCUCCAUGGCGGAGGACGAGGUCCUGGCCUUGAACAAGAUGUUCGGCCGGGUGCCGGUGCCCCUCGACGCCGCGGACCUGGGCUGGGUCCGCCGCCCGCGGCUGCACUGGCUGUCGUGGGACCUGCUGCCCUCCUUCGAGAUGACGGCCGAGAUGAAGGCGGCGGCGGAUGGUGCCCGGCCGCGGGCCUGCCGGGUGCGCCUGGUGACGGAGCUGCCGCCUGUCUCGGAGUGGCUGCCGCGCGGGGCCACCUGGCCCGGGGCCGCCGAGGACGGCCGCCUGCCGACCUUCUCGCGCUGGACGCCUCGGAGCUCACCUCGGCCGCGGCCCGCGGGGCUCCGCCAGUGCACGGCGAAGGAGGUGGCGCGCUGGACAGCAGCGGGCUACGCAGCCCCGCCCUACCAGUUCCGGGACUGCUUCUGCCUGCACUGGGCGGAUGGGCGCAAGGAGCCGCCGCGGACAGUGGAGCGCGAGGUGUUGAUGGGGUUCAGGCGGGGCCACACCGUGCCCUGCAUGAGCAGCUCCGCCGCCGAGAGCGACCCCGAGCGCUUCGAGGCCCUGCGGCGGUCGCUCGUGGGCAACUCCUUCCAGUGCGAAGUCGUGGCCUGGCUGCUGAGCCACUGGGCGGUGCACCGCGCGCUGCUGGUGGCGGUGCCGUCCCUGCGGAGCCUCCGCGAGAGCUCGAGGAGCUGGUCGAUGGGCCGCAAGCUGUGGGCUGGCGACGUGGAGACGCUGCGGCGUGGGCGCGAGGCCGUGUGCGAGGAGAGCCUGCACCUGCUGGAGGCGGCUGGCAGCGUGCCUGCGGCUGGCGAUGGGCAGCUGCCGCGGGCCGUCUACGUCGGCCGCGGGUCGCGCCGCUGGGGGCUUGCCCCCUCCAAGUGGGGGAACCCGUACCCUGUGGUGCCGGGGCGGGCGGCCGGCGACGCCGCGGCGCCGUUCGCGGGCUGGUUGCGCUCCCAGCCCAAGCUCCUGGACCAGCUGGGAGAGCUGGAAGGGGCUCGGCUGCUCUGCCACUGCCCCUCCGGCCAGGCCUGCCACGCGGACGUGCUGCUGGCCGAGCUGGAGCAGCGUGGCAAGGGGUGCACGCGGCCCUUCCUGGAGCACCAGAGGGCGGUGGCCUCGCUGGUGAUGACGUGCCACCACUCGGGCGCUGACCUUCGAGUGGAUACCGAUGCAGAGACGCAUGGCAAGAUGUUCCCACGGCAAGAGAUCGAUGCUGGCAUUUGGAAGUGGAAGGUCGCACGCCAGCUCGUUUGGCAGGACCAAGCCAAGCACAUCAAUGUGUUAGAGUGCGAGGCUGCGUUGAUGGCCCUGCGUUGGCGGGCCCGCUUAGUCUCGCGGCAGAUGUGCGUCUUCCUCCACCUGCUCGACAGCAUGGUGAAUAUAGGUGCUCUUGCCAAGCGCCGAUCUUCGAGCCAGCAGCUCAACAAGGUAGUGCGCGCCUUAUCCAUCCUCGAGCUGGCGCUCGGAUCGCGGGCUGUCUUUGCCUUCACCUCAUCGGCAAAGAACCCUGCGGUUGCGCCAUCCCGCUUGCCUAAUGGGUAG
Messenger RNA from Prorocentrum cordatum, 5610 nucleotides. The record is from the annotation of a GenBank genome assembly. NCBI's taxonomy places the organism in Eukaryota, Dinophyceae, Prorocentrales, Prorocentraceae.